AUUCCUUUAAGAACGGUCUAGCACAGCUCACGUUAAAAAAAAAAUUCCCGCUGCCACGCGUAAAUCAGACCCAGGCUUCAUUCGGCGCUGUGUAAGCCCCCUCGAGCGGGGAAGAUGAAUUUAGCGGGAACAUACGGAUCUUCCAAGCUGCCGUACGUGCUCGACCAGGACGUCUGGGACCCCAUCUCGCAUGAGCACGAGGAGCCGACGCCCUUGUGCCUCGCCCGCGUCAAGCGCGAGAUCGCCUACAUCUACGCUCGCCCGCCGCACGGCAUCUUCAUCGAACCGGAGGAGGACAACAUCACCAAGAUGCACGCGCUCAUCGUGGGGCCGCCGAACACGCCGUGCGAAGGGGGCUUCUUCCACUUCCUGGUCAAGUGCCCGCCCAACUACCCGGUGAGCCCGCCGCGCGUUCGCGUCAUGACGACCGACGCCGGCAGGGUGCGCUUCAAUCCUAACUUCUACGCCUGCGGCGAGGUGUGCCUCGGCGUCCUGGGCACGUGGCCCGGGCCUUCGUGGAACGCGACGCAGAACGUUGAGACCGUGCUCAUCUCGAUCCAGUCGCUGAUGAGCGAGAAGCCGUACUUUAACGAAGUCGGGUACGACAGGGAGCGGAGGCCCGGCGACGCGAGCCGCUACAACGCCGUCAUCCGGCACGAAACGAUCAGGGUAGCGGUGUGCGACGCGGUCGAGGCGUGCCUCGUGGGCAGCUCGGCGUGCCCGCCGGCCCUGAGGCGGAGGAUCCUGAGGGCGUUCCCCGAGUACUGCGACAGGUACGAGAAGCUGGUCGGCGAUCAGAUGCAUCUGAACGGCACUGCCAUGAUGGACCCGUUCGGCCACCACAAGGGAGUCUACCAGCACCGGAGGCUGCUUCAGCUGCUCCAGCGUCUGAAAGAGCAGCUUAGCUGGACUGGUCCGAUCCCCGAAGGAAAGGAGGACGCGGCGCAGUCUACCGUCGAGAGUCCGAGCCUCUGCACCUCAGAUCGCAAUUAGCUCAGUGGCUUGUCACGUGUUCGUUCUGGUGCAACCAAGUGGGGCCGAUUAUCAUUCGCGUCAGAAGGUGUAACGACGUUCCCACAGCUGGUGUGAGACCAAUAAAGAAAUUUCGAAAUGACGUU
Messenger RNA from Dermacentor andersoni, 1118 nucleotides. RefSeq names its product ubiquitin-conjugating enzyme E2 Z-like. Gene Ontology annotation, biological process: negative regulation of apoptotic process. Gene Ontology annotation, cellular component: nucleus. NCBI's taxonomy places the organism in Eukaryota, Metazoa, Arthropoda, Arachnida, Ixodida, Ixodidae. Gene Ontology annotation, molecular function: cysteine-type endopeptidase inhibitor activity. The record is from RefSeq and is a predicted model, not a curated record.